AAUAGUUUGAAUAGUUUUGUGUCUGUUUCAGCGCAUAUGAGAUGUUGGAUGUGCCCUGAAGAGCCUUCACUGUGAUUCUUCUUCAGUUUCAUCCUCAGAUUUCUACCUGAACAGGCGAAUCUGACCAAAGUUCAUGAUCUCAUGCUAGAGGAGACCCGAGAUCUAAAAAGCAGAAGGAUUCUCCAUUUUCUCUCCGUUCGAUCUCAAUUCUUUCCUUGAAAUUAAAUCUCUUUCGUAUGGGAUCGUCUCACGUCCCGGCACCGGACACGUUUCACUUGGAGAAGAUGAGUGAAAGUUCUCUGAUGGAGUUUGAGUUACAGUCUCUGUCUCCGGUCUCAGCGGGACUCCUGCCGGACCCUGACACGGAGCAGAACACGGCCAUGUGUUUCGUGGGACUCCUUCUGGUGUUUUUGGUCUUUUUGCUGGUUCGCUGUUUCCGGAUUCUUCUGGACCCUUACAGCAGCAUGCCGUCCUCAUCCUGGUCUGAUCAUAAAGAUGGUUUGGAGAGAGGACAGUUCGAUCACGCGCUGGUGUAGAUGAAUGGAAGAUUCUAACCAAUCAGAGCUUUGAUUUUAACGAUUUGUUCAAAAACUACACAGCAACAUUCUUUUAACCGAAAUAUAACAGUACAUUCAGAUGCAAACUAUGUCAACAGCAAGACAACUUGUCAGAUUUUGGCAUGAGGUAUA
Messenger RNA from Triplophysa rosa, 689 nucleotides. RefSeq names its product cortexin-1-like. Bases 237 to 536 code for a protein of 99 amino acids. The record is from RefSeq and is a predicted model, not a curated record. Lineage: Eukaryota; Metazoa; Chordata; Actinopteri; Cypriniformes; Nemacheilidae. The transcript is spliced from 2 exons.